AAUAGAGCAGAACCAGAAUAACACUGUGCAUGUUAUGGGUGAAUUUUCUUAUUGUUGAGAUCAAGUUAGGUUAAUUUUUUUAUUUUUAUAAUAACAAGAGUGAAUCCCAUCAACAAUGUCUGUAUCUCAGAUGGAAAAGAACUUGUUCAAUUUAAAGUUUGCAGUGAAGGAGUUAGAAAGGAAUUCGAAGAAAUGUGAGAAAGAGGAAAAGGUGGAGAAAAUGAAGAUCAAGAAAGCAAUACAAAAAGGUAACAUGGAAGGUGCUCGCAUUCAUGCGGAGAAUGCAAUUCGACAAAAGAAUCAAGCUUUAAACUACCUGAGAAUGAGUGCUAGGGUGGAUGCAGUUGCUAGCAGAGUACAGACAGCGCUUACGACUCGCAAAGUUACUCAAUCCAUGGCAGGUGUUGUUAAAGCCAUGGAUGCAGCCAUGAAGUCAAUGAAUCUGGAGAAAAUCUCAGGACUCAUGGACAAAUUUGAGAGUCAAUUUGAGGAUUUGGAUGUGCAGAGCUCAUACAUGGAGAAUGCUAUGUCACAAACAACAACUACCAACGUACCUCAAAAUGAUGUGGACAGUUUGAUGCAGCAAGUUGCAGACGAAGCUGGGCUGGAACUUAACAUGGAACUACCAUCUGGUCAACUGAGUAGUAUUGGCACUUCGACAGCAGCAAGCCAGGAGCAGGAUGAACUCACGCAAAGAUUGGCACGACUCAGAGAAUAAUGGCAAGCUGUUUUAGUGUAUCCUGUGAUUCAGGUGUUUGAUGUAAUAUAUAUUUCUAAUAUUAUAAUUAACCUGAUGCCCUGCAAUAACAUAUAUACGUCGUUUAAUUUUAAUUUUAGAAGAUAAGCUGAAUUGAAUAAAUUGACCAAAGUAAAGAAAAAAAAGAUCUUAUAUAAGUUUGCAUCUUUUAGAUGUAUGAAUAUGUUUUAAAGACUACAUCAUCUCUAUUUUGAAGAUGCAAAGCAUUCAGUCCUCAGAUUAAUGAUCUUUGCUACUUAUUUUGCAUUUAAAACAUUUUUCAAUUCUUCAAAUAUUGGUUUCACAAGAAACUGCUUCUAUAAAAAACUGGAACGAAUGAUUAAUUAAUCGAUUAUUCGUCUUUCUUGAGAGAUGCGAUAUUGGAAAAGAUAAAACUCAGUUAACUUCAAAAUCAGCUCGCUUAUUCUUUUAGCAACAUACUUUAAUCGCUAUAACCUUUUCAAAUGCUAUAAAAAAGUCGUAGAUUUAUAUAAAUAUUAAUUAUUUACUUUUAAAAAAAAAGAAAAAAUUAUUUCAGUACUAAAAUAAGACAUCACAUGAUUUAUGAAUCAAAAGAUUAAAUAUUCUCAGCUGAUAAAACAUUAUCUAUACAAUUAAACAAAUUUACUUAUCAUUUUAUAUUGUAACUGACAGCAUUCGGAGUACGAUUCUGAAUUUAGUAUCUAUGUACAUAAGUACUUGUAUAAAUGUCUGUAAUCUCAUCAAUAUAUAUCUAGAUUCUUUUUGUUUUGUAUUAAAAUAUCGAAAUUCCUGUAUUAAGCGUAGAAAUAAAUUCUUUCCAAUUUUCGAUGAAGU
Molecule: messenger RNA, 1552 nt
Organism: Linepithema humile (Argentine ant)
Lineage: Eukaryota; Metazoa; Arthropoda; Insecta; Hymenoptera; Formicidae
Gene: Chmp1
Product: charged multivesicular body protein 1
Biological process (GO): late endosome to vacuole transport; protein transport; endosome transport via multivesicular body sorting pathway
Cellular component (GO): multivesicular body; ESCRT III complex
Source: RefSeq, a predicted model, not a curated record